Messenger RNA from Harmonia axyridis, 3373 nucleotides. Its product is annotated as myc box-dependent-interacting protein 1. Gene Ontology annotation, cellular component: cytoplasm; plasma membrane. Lineage: Eukaryota; Metazoa; Arthropoda; Insecta; Coleoptera; Coccinellidae. Bases 306 to 1772 code for a protein of 488 amino acids. Gene Ontology annotation, molecular function: phospholipid binding; protein binding. The record is from RefSeq and is a predicted model, not a curated record. The transcript is spliced from 8 exons.
UUACACGGCAAACUAGAACCUGUUACGAAAAGUGGAGGUGGUUUAGCAGUCAAAGCUGCUGUUCUCAUUCUAAUUUCGUACUCCGAGUCGUAUCAUUUUGGCUGCAAAACGAGUCGUCCCGUUUUGCAUAACCCGAGAACCGGGAAGGUGUUAUUUGUGUAACAAAUAUAAUGCUGAAAGUAAAUCAGUGUUUAAGACACUACUAGUGGUUUUAAUGCUUGCAAUAAGUUGACGGAUAUUCCUAUAAUUAUUAUAUUUGUGAGUGUUGUGAUAAACUGGGAAAUACACUAAAUAAAUUUAAGGAAAUGGCAGAAAGUAGAGGAUCAUUAUUAGCCAAAUCAGUACAAAAACAUGCAGGCAGGGCAAAAGAGAAGCUUCUUCAAAAUCUGGGGAAGGUAGACCGGACAGCAGACGAAAUAUUCGAUGAGCAUUUGCAAAAUUUCACAAGACAGCAGAACUGUGCAAAUAGGUUACAGAAGGAAUUUUCCAACUACAUUAGAUGCAUAAGAGCCGCCCAGGUUGCCUCAAAAUCACUACUUGAAGCAAUAGGAGAGACGUAUGAAAGCCAAUGGACAGGCCACGAUCACUUAUACGUACAGUGUCAGUCGGUAGACAUGUUGUGGCAGGAUUUCAGUCACAAACUUGCUGAUCAAGUGCUACUUCCUCUGAACACCUACCAGCAACAGUUUCCAGAAAUGAGGAAAAAAAUCGACAAACGUGGCCGAAAACUAGUCGACUACGACGGACAAAGACAUAGCUUCCAGGCCAUGCAGACCAAUAUGAAGAAAAGAGACGAAGCGAAGAUCAACAAGGGUAAAGAACAACUGGAGGAAGCGAAAAGGACGUAUGAAAUAUUGAAUUCUGAACUACACGACGAAUUGCCCGCCUUGUACGAUUCCAGAGUUUUAUUCCUAGUGACCAAUCUUCAGUCUCUUUUCAAUGCGGAGCAAACUUUCCAUUUUGAAGCUGCUAAGGUUUUCGAAGAACUAGAAGCUGUAGUCGACAAGUUAGCAACAGACAGUCAGAGGGGAUCAUACAGUGUGAAAAAAACUAACGGAUCUAGUCUUCCACGUAACACGAAUUAUAAUAAUUCGUCACUUAUUAUAAAUAAUAUCUCACCUUCAAAACCAUCUCUACCUGAACAACCUCCGCAGUCUCCCCUAAAAACCGACCAACCAAAACCAGAACUAACAAACCAGUCCUCGGUCGAUUCGGAGACACCGUCCGACCCGCCGUCCGAACCCCAGUCCCCCGCCAAACCCGAGCCCCCCAAAGAAACAGAAACACUCCCGCCUAGCACCAAUGGCGUCCCGGUGGAGCCAGUGGCGGCAGCGACCGCCUCAGCACCCCCCGAACCUACACCAGACAGGCCUACCAGUGAGCAGAACGGACUCGAGGUUGUAGAGAGUAAGUCCACCCCCACUCCAGAACCCCCCACCCCUAAUAAAGCUUCUAGCGAUGCAGCUGCUGUUAAUAACGUAACCGCAACCCCUAACAAUGUCAGCUCCGUCAGUAAAAAGCUCGAAGAACUGUAUGACAUUCCUGUUGGUGCAAGCAGGGAUAAUUUACCACCAGGGGUGUUAUAUAAGGUCAAGUCGACUUACAAGUACAACCGCGAAGACGUAGAUGAACUUUCAUUUGAUGUGGGAGAAAUAAUACAAGUGGUAGAAUAUGAUGACCCAGAAGAGCAAGAGGAAGGUUGGUUAAUGGGAAUUAAGGAAACAACAGGUGAAAAGGGCAUGUUCCCAGCAAACUUCACAAGGCCUAUUUAAACAUCCUACCUAAGACCCGUUUUCAAUAAGAUCAAGUGCCUUAAAACAUAGAUUUUACCAUUGGUCGUGAAUUUCUUCACAAGAAAUUCUCUUUUAAAAUAGCUUGAAUAUUGGCUUUUUGACAAAUAAAAUAUAUUGAAAAUUCUAAGAACAAAUCACAAAGUGCUCAUACUACUUGUAAUAUCAAAGACUUUGUAAAACGUUUUCCUUAUUAACAAUAAUUUAAACAAUGUAUCCAUUUGAAUUUUGAAAUCAAUUUAGCAGCGCUGAAUUAUGUUUAUUGAAAGAAUGUGCUGCCAUCUUGUACCUACGAAUGUAUACAUUCAAAAGGGAUAGAUAUAUAGGACAACUAUUUGAUAUUUUGUCGACACAUGCAUAAUGAUUUGUUUUUUUUUACUCUUAUAGUUUUACUAUAGAAAGCAUUUCAUUCAAUAAGUAAGAAUUAUUUUAUGAGAAAAAAGUGAGUUUUAUAUGAAUGUUAUCGGUUAUUUGGUCUGUAUUUUGAAGGACAGAAAGUUUUUUCCCUUGCCGAAACUCUAUUGAUAAUGCUGAAUUGCCUUCAGUUAUUUUCAAGAUAUUUCUGCUAGUGUUUGCUCAAGAAAUCAAUGAACAUGGAGGUAGACUCAAAAUAAUUCGAACUCAUCUCUAGUCAUACAUCUUCUUUUCUAAAUCACACAAUUUAUCAGAAAGUGCCAAAAUAAGCGGUUUUCAUAUCUCUUCAAGCACUCGUCUCUGAAAAAUGUCUUCUUGUAAUUGUUUAUCAAAUUUAUUACUGAUGUAUGUUGAUGGUUCUCACACCAAUAUAAAGAAUUUAUACUGUUAUCGUUAUUUCAUUUAUUCCUUUAUUGUUAUAAUUAGGUUUUUUUCUCAAAUUCACAGGAAAGACAUUUUUCAUUGAUAUUUCACUUUUGCCUUCAUUCAUUGAAACAAGUCUGUUCGAGAAUUUAUUUUGUAAAUAUUUUUGUUUGUUCGAUUGGUAUUUUAUAUGAUUGAAGUUGACGUUGUUAUGUUUUGUUAGUUUAUUCAACCAAGACUUAUGGAUAUUUAUUGAGGAAUAGGUCUGCUUUUCUUCCCGAAAAUAUUUGCAAAGUAUUACGAGAAGUUUUUUCUCCCUUAUGAAAGAAAACAGUGUAGCUAUAUUAGUUUUUUUACAAAAGACCAUAUUACAGUAAAUUGCAUAAAGAAUUAUAUUAAGAUACAGAUUUUCUUGACGAAUUUGUCAAAUAUCAUAACAUUUGAAAAAAUUUAGUUGAAUUGAAUUGAUUUAAUGAAGAAAUUGCAUCUUAUAUUUUUUUUUAUUUCCGACAAUCCAAUAAAGGAUAUUUAUCGUUUGAGGAAUUAUUGACCCUAUACUGCUGCAAUUUUUGUUUUUCAUAACUACUAAAUCAUGCUCGGUUAGUGGUUGAUUUCGCUUAUAUUCAUUUUAUUAUUUUUUGUAAUUCAUUACCAUUUUCCCUAAUACAGCUAAGGAUUGUUGAUCUUAUAUCCAUGUAUUAUAAUUUAUUUCUACUUCCUUAAUUAUUAUUUUACCACUGUUAAUGACUAAUAAAUAGGUAGAAUGUAUGUUUGGAAUAUUUAAAUAAAAUAAAUUAUUGAAAUUA